UACAAAAGGAAAAAUAAACUCGGAAUAUUUCUCCUCUCUCUCUCUCCCAGGAGUCGGAGGACAGAAACCAGGAGGCGACGGGGGCGGGGACGCGACGCGGCUCCACACUCUUCCGCACGAAUCACCGCUCUCCUCUAGGUUCGAUGCGUUGCUGCUGCGGGAGCAGCGGCUGAGCUUGGGGCUUGCUAGGGUUUGCUCCGACUCGAUCUUCAGCGGGGGUCGGGGGAGCACUUCGUCUGCUUGGGCAGCUGGAGCAAUAAGGGACACCCGGAUGACUGGGGCAGACCUGGCACCAGUAAUGGAGUUGAAGGCUGUGGCAAAUGGAGGAACAUCCACUGACGUUGUUGCUUCUGAUAAGAAGGAUAAUACCAAGAUGGAAGAGGCUGGCGAGAGCAAGGAUGUUGCAGUAGCGAAUACCAAUGCCAACCAACAGAAUAAAGCCUCAGAAAAUGGCGCUAAGGGCUCAUCUGAUGAUGAUGCCAAGAUGGAGGAGGCUGAAGAUGCAAAGGAAGAUGAUGUGGGUGCUGUGAAGCAGGCAGGUACAGAGGAUGCCAAAUUGGGUGACAAUGCGGAUGCCAAGGAAGGUAAUGGCCCCAAUGCAGCAGAACAUGAGGAUUCCAAAACAGCUUCUAUUGAGGAUGUAGUUGCAAAGGAAGAUGACAACACCAAGUCAGCAGAACACAAGGACUACAAAAUGGUUAUUGUAGAGGAUGCAGAUGCAAAGGAAGAUGACAAAGCCGCCAAGGCAGCAGAACAUGAGGAUUCCGAAACGGCUGGUAUCGAGGAUGUGGUUGCAAUGGAAGAUGACAACACCAAGUCAGCAGAAUACAAGGACUCCAAAAUGAUUAUUGUAGAGGAUGCAAAUGCAAAUGAAGAUGACAAAGCCAAGGUAGCAGAACACGAGGAUUCCAAAGCGUCUGGUAUUGAAUAUACAGUUGCAAAGGAAGAUGCCAACACCAAGUCAGCAGAACACAAGGACUCCAAAAUGGUUAUUGUAGAGGAUGCAGAUGCAAAGGAAGAUGACAAAGCCAAAGCAGCAGAACACGAUGAUCACAGAACAGGUGGUGUGGCAGCAGAACGCAAGGAUCACAGAACAGGUGGUGUGGAGGAUGCAGAUGCAAAUGAAGACAUUGGCGCCAAGGAUGAAGAGUGCAAGGAUGGCAACAUGAAUACUGUAGAUAAUGCAGAUGUAAAGGAAGAUGAAGAUGCCAAUGCAGCAGAACAUGAAGAUGCCAAAAUGGUUGAUGUGGAUGAUGCAAAUGCAAAGGAAGAUUAUGGCACCAAGGUAGCAGAACAUGAGGAUGUCAAAAUGGGUGCCGUGGAGGAUAUUGAUGCAAAGGAAGAUAACAACACCAAGGCAGCAGAACAUCAGGAUAUCAUAAUGGGUGUGGUAGAGCAUGCAGAUGUAAAAGAAGAUAACAGUUCUAAUGUAGCAGAAUGCGUGGAUGUCAAGAUGGUGGAGGCUGAGACCAAGCCAGGAGAUGCAGAGCUCGAAGACAAAGGGCACAAGGAAGAAAUGGAUGUGAACACAGAGGUCAAGAAGGGACCGAAAGAUGCAGAACAAUGUGGUUCCGAGAUGCAUGAUGAAUUGAAUGGGCAAGGAAAGAAUGGAGCGGCUCGGCAGCAAGAAAAUAAAGCUGAAGAAAUGAGUGAUGAUGAUAGUCAAGGGGAAGAGGAAGUAGAAGAAAAGGGCCCUUCAGAUAAGAAAGAGGAAGGAGGGGAUGGUAAGGCAAACGAGAAUGAAGAAAAGCUAGAAAAAGAAUGUGCGAACAAGGAAGGAAAAGAUGGCAAGGUAACAGAAGAGGAGGUCAGCGAGGCAGAUAAGAAUGUGGAAGAGAAUAAGGAGGAAACACCUAAGAACAAGAGGGCAAGGAGUUCUAGGGAUAGACGCCAGGGACAGGACAAGAAACAGCAUGAGUCCAAAUCCAGGGAAGCCAAAAGUUUACUAAACACUCCCAGCCCUUAUGGUAUUGAUCGCCCUCAACGUGAGAGGAAAAUUGUAGAGAGGUUGGUUGAAGUGAUUGAUAAGGAGCCAAACAGGAGCUUCGUAGUUGAGAAGGGUCGUGGCACUCCUUUAAAGGAUAUACCAAGUGUGGCACAGAGGUUAACGAGGAAGAAACCUGCUGAUCUUAAAUUUCUUCACAAUGUUCUUUUUGGGAGGAAAGGCAAGACUGUCGAUUUUAAAGGCCAUAUACUUCAGUUCUCUGGAUUUGUGUGGCAUGAGAGCGAUGAAAAGCAGAGAGCCAAGGCAAAGGAGAAGCUUGACAAGUGUAUGAAAGACAUGCUGGUGGAUCUCUGUUGGCUUCUUGCUAUUCCGGUUCCCAAAACAAACAUCAGAAAGGAAGAUAUCGUGGCAAAGCUGUUGGACUUCAUUGCUGAACCUCAUGCUAUGCCUGAUUCUGGCCUCUCUGAUGACCAGGGGUCAAAUUCUAGGAAACGCAAGAGAGGAGGUGGUAGUUCAAGCAAGACUUCGGAUAUCACUCCCAAGAGGUCCAAGAAGAAAUUUGCUGACGACAUAUCUCCAAGGCGAAAGCAAGCUCUGGAGUAUGAUACGGAUGAAGAUGUGAAGUCUGAUAGCGAGGAAGAUGCAGAUGAAUCUCAUGAUGAGCAGGAAGAUGGCUAUGACUCUGCCGAAGAAAAGGCAAGUAGGAAGUCCUCGGAAGUGAAAUAUUCUGCAGGUAGAAAGAAGGCUGCUGCUGGGAGCACCCAUAGGACAAGUCCGCCAAGGACAGCAAGCAAGACUGCGGGCAAAACAUCACCAUCCAAAGGUUCCAAGGAAAAGGAGAGCCCUGAUGAAAGUGCAAAGGUCUUCUCUAGGAAGAAGAAACCCAUCAUAUCAAAGCAUACUCCAAGCUCUGAAAAGGUGAUAGAAGAAAAUAAGUCAUCAGGUAAAGAGGCAAUGAAGAGCAAAGGCGAAUCAGCAGAAGGGGGUCUGCCCAGUAAGGCUGAGUUGAAGAAGACCAUUAUCGGAAUCCUUAAAAAAGUUGACUUCAACACGUCUACUUUUAGCGACAUUCUUAAGAAGCUCGAUGACCAUUACAAGAUUGAUCUGACCGCAAGAAAAGGAGCUAUCAAAAUUAUGAUUCAAGAAGAGCUGACAAAGUUAUCGGAGCAGGAAGACGAUGAUCAAGACAAAAAUGCAGAUGCCAAGAAGAAACAGUCACGGCAUCGAGCAAAGGUCACCGGCUGAAGCAUUGUGAAACACCAUAGCAUUAGCGCCCAGUGUUGAUUAUUUUGUACUUAACGCCCACUUCACUUUUGCCUUGGUGGGUUCUUGGGCAGUCCUAUGUUAAUUAUGGUUCCUAUGUUUGCAAACACCAAAAUCCUGGCCCUGUUUGUGUAUGUGAAAACAUAACCUGUAGGCAGCUCCGUACUGGGAGGCACUUCUAGCUAACAUUUGUUUGUAGAUUUGCAUAUGCUUUCCAAAACUCUCAAAUGGUUGUAGCAGAGCAUGUUGGAUGGUGUGGUCAUAGGUUUGAAUAGAAUAUGGACAUACUCGGAUUUC
Messenger RNA from Triticum aestivum (bread wheat), 3505 nucleotides. Its product is annotated as serine-aspartate repeat-containing protein I. Gene Ontology annotation, molecular function: histone binding; DNA binding. The transcript has 13 exons. The record is from RefSeq and is a predicted model, not a curated record. Bases 272 to 3190 code for a protein of 972 amino acids. NCBI's taxonomy places the organism in Eukaryota, Viridiplantae, Streptophyta, Magnoliopsida, Poales, Poaceae. Gene Ontology annotation, cellular component: nucleus. Gene Ontology annotation, biological process: regulation of double-strand break repair; chromatin organization.